Molecule: messenger RNA, 1131 nt
Organism: Nakaseomyces glabratus
Lineage: Eukaryota; Fungi; Ascomycota; Saccharomycetes; Saccharomycetales; Saccharomycetaceae
Gene: PFA4
Product: palmitoyltransferase PFA4
Cellular component (GO): endoplasmic reticulum membrane
Molecular function (GO): protein-cysteine S-palmitoyltransferase activity
Source: RefSeq, a predicted model, not a curated record
AUGCCGGUGAAAUUAAAAUGGCCAUGGUUAGGCAUUGCAAUACCUAGUUUUUUGAUUGCAUCCAUUGGCUACUGUGCACAUUACUUCAUUUUAUUAAAUUUCUUAAGCCUUCGAAAACAGCUGUGGUAUCAGUUUUGUCAAACAAUGAUUUGGCUAUCAUACUAUUUAGCAAUAUACACACCACCAGGAAAACCUCCAACAAACUUUAAACCAUCUAAAAAUGAGUGGAAAGUGUAUUGCAAAAAGUGCAAGUGUUACAAACCGGAAAGAAGUCAUCAUUGCAAAACAUGUAAUCAAUGUGUCCUAAUGAUGGAUCAUCAUUGCCCUUGGACUAUGAAUUGUGUUGGCUAUAACAAUUUUCCUCAUUUUAUAAGAUUUUUAUUUUGGGUGAUUGUUGGCACUACUAGUUUGGCUAUAUUUUUAACAACUAGAAUCCAUUCGAUAUGGGUACACCGGAGCUCGCCAAGUUAUCUCUACUAUAAAUCGGAAUUGAUAUUUCUCACUAUUUUAACGCCACUCAAUGCUUUCAUAUUAUUAACAAUUAGCAUUUUAAUGAUCAGAUGUUUAUUCAACCAAAUAUUUAAUGGAAGAUCUCAAAUAGAAUCUUGGGAAAUGGAUAGAUUAGAAACUUUAGCUCGAAUGAGUAAACUAUUACCUAUAUUAAUAGAGAAUGUUUGGUAUAUCUUCCCUAACCUACGAAAUGAACAUGUUGAGAGCCAGGCUGAAGCCCUGUUAAACAAAAAGAGAUUAUCGUUGGAUGAAUUAGUUAAUUUUCCUUAUGAUCUUGGCCCUUUCAGGAACGCAAUUCAAUUGUUAGGCACCCCGCCUUUAUGGUUGUAUCCAUUUAGCGGGCCACAAGAUGAUGGUUUACAUUUCCAAAAGAAUGAGGAGUCCAUGAUAGAAGAUCCUAAUUCUUUGAAUGAUAUUAUACUUUGUCUCCCUUGGCCUCCAGAUUCGACUAAGCACUUAAAUUCUACUAGCGAACAUACAUCAAAUGUUCAGAUCAUCUCAGAAGAAGGUGAACAAGUAAUACGAAUCCGAACACCAGAAAAAAAGCUCUCCAGAUCAGAAUGGCUAAAUGACUGGGGUGAAUCGCUUGAAGAUUUUGGAGUCGAUGUGGAUGUUGAGUAA